Messenger RNA from Plasmodium gallinaceum, 666 nucleotides. Its product is annotated as eukaryotic translation initiation factor 2 beta subunit, putative. The record is from RefSeq and is a predicted model, not a curated record. Gene Ontology annotation, biological process: formation of cytoplasmic translation initiation complex; translational initiation; formation of translation preinitiation complex. Bases 1 to 666 code for a protein of 221 amino acids. Lineage: Eukaryota; Apicomplexa; Aconoidasida; Haemosporida; Plasmodiidae. Gene Ontology annotation, cellular component: eukaryotic translation initiation factor 2 complex. Gene Ontology annotation, molecular function: translation initiation factor binding; translation initiation factor activity; mRNA binding. The transcript has 2 exons.
AUGGAAGAUAAAGUGGAAGAUGUAGGUUUAAGUUUUGGUGAUGUAGAAAAGGUAAAUGAUGAAUCAAAACAAUUAUUUGACUUUGGUGAAAAAAAAAAAAAAAAAAAAAAAAAAGAAAUAGUAGAAAAAGUAGAAGAAGUAAUAAUAGAUGGAACAGGAAAUGUUUUUGAAAGAGAUGCAGUAUAUCCAUAUGAAGAAUUAUUACAUAGAAUUCAAAAUUUAAUAAAUAAGCAUAACAUAGAUUUAUGUAUAUCAAAAAAAUAUACAAUAAAACCUCCACAAGUAGUUAGAGUAGGUUCAAAAAAAGUUGCCUGGAUUAAUUUUAAAGAUAUAUGUACAAUUAUGAAUAGAAACGAAGAACAUGUUUUUCAUUUUGUUCUGGCUGAGUUAGGAACAGAAGGAUCUAUAGCAGGAGAAGGACAACUAGUAUUAAAAGGAAAAUAUGGACCAAAACAUAUUGAAGCAUUAUUAAGAAAAUAUAUAACAGAAUAUGUAACAUGCCAAAUGUGUAAAAGUCCAAAUACUAUUAUGGAAAAGGAUAGUAGAACUAGACUUUUUCAUCAACAUUGUAAUGCUUGUGGAGCAAAAAGAUCUGUUACAACUAUCAAAAGUGGUUUCCAUGCUUUAGGAAGAGGAGAAAGAAGAAAAGCAAAACAUACUAAUUAA